AUGGCAAUCACCAUCUGGCUUGCUGGUUGGUCGUGGCGGACUCUCAUCACUUUCUGCAUUUCCAUCACACUUGUCGUCAGCCAAGACCUAGUCUCAGCUCACAAUGAUGGCAGACUAUCUGAAUGGAUUAAUCAGAUCAACUCACACUGGUCAAGCAUGAUCUAUUCAAACUAUAACCCAUUAAACUCGGUGGUUUCACUGACACACCAUCAAGACAGUAACUUUGAUGUCCCCUGUCAGCCCAUUCUGACGCUCAGCUUUCAAAUUGUAGGAUUAAAAUGUGAAGGAUGUGCUGGACUAGUCAAAAACUCUAUCAGUAAACUUGCUUAUAUUCAUGACGUUCGGGUAUCUUUUGAAAGCAAAAUGGUCAUGGUGUCCUACGUUGCAGCAGACAACACCGAUUCAACAGCAGUUUCUAGAUCCGUACUGGAAGCCAUUUCCAAAGUAGAUCUGACAUAUCGUGCUUGGCUAGUUAAAUCUGAGCAAACUGGAUGUCGAGAUAAAUAA
Batrachochytrium dendrobatidis JAM81 is the source of this 507-nucleotide messenger RNA. RefSeq lists its product as uncharacterized. Lineage: Eukaryota; Fungi; Chytridiomycota; Chytridiomycetes; Rhizophydiales. The record is from RefSeq and is a predicted model, not a curated record. Gene Ontology annotation, molecular function: metal ion binding. Bases 1 to 507 code for a protein of 168 amino acids. The transcript has a single exon.